AUGGCAACUUGAGGAAGUAUAUUUUUAUUAGAUAGAAGUUCUCCUGUAAUAGAACAAUUAAAUUUUUUUCAUGAUCAUACUUUAUUAGUAUUAAUAAUUAUUACAGUUUUAAUUGGUAAUUCUAUAUUAUCUUUAUUUUUUAAUAAAUUUUCUAAUCGAUUUUUAUUAAUAGAUCAAUUUAUUGAAAUUUUUUGAACAAUUAUACCAGUUUUAGUUUUAUUUGCAGUAGCUUUACCUUCUAUACGAUUAUUAUAUUUAUUAGAUGAUCCUUACAAAUCUUCAAUUAGUGUAAAAGUUAUUGGGCAUCAAUGAUAUUGAAGAUAUGAAUAUCCUGAUUUCAAUAAUUUAGAAUUUGAUUCUUAUAUAAUUCCUACUAAUGAAUUAAAUAUAAAUGAAUUUCGUUUAUUAGAUGUAGAUAAUCGAUUAAUUUUACCUAGAUAUACAAAUAUUCGAUUUAUUGUUUCAGCAAUAGAUGUAUUACAUUCAUGAACAAUUCCAUCUCUAGGAAUUAAAGUAGAUGCUGUACCUGGUCGAUUAAAUCAAAUUAAUACUUAUAUAUAUCGAGUUGGUUUAUAUUUUGGUCAAUGUUCAGAAAUUUGUGGGGCAAAUCAUAGAUUUAUACCAAUUGUUUUAGAAUCUGUUUCUAUUAAAUAUUUUAUUGCUUGAAUAAAAAAUUUUAUAAAUUAA
Messenger RNA from Culicoides brevitarsis, 687 nucleotides. The record is from the annotation of a RefSeq genome assembly. NCBI's taxonomy places the organism in Eukaryota, Metazoa, Arthropoda, Insecta, Diptera, Ceratopogonidae.